AUGGAGUAUCGCUACUGGGGCUUCAUUGAGGGACAUCCCGCGCAUCAAGCGAUCUCUACGGAGACUCGCAAGGAAGCCAUGGACGCGCUCCAGUGGUCUUACACAGACUCUCUCCUUCCCUCCGCGCGACCCGCACCGCCUCCAUUUGCGCCCCAGGAGUGCCAGGAGCUGAUGAACAUGCUCCGCUCCUUCGACAGCAACUCCACAAAUGUCAUGGUCGUGCAGACCCGUAUCGUCUCUCGUGUCCUACUGCGUAUUGCGCAAUGGCGGCAGAUCUACUUCCGCCCCAACAAGCCCUUACCCAAGGAUGCGAUCAAGGGCGUCACCGAGCCUCGGCGCAAGCCGUUCAUUCGCGCGAUCACCGACUUCGUCAUCGGCUGCUUGUUCCUUGGCAUCCCGUACCUGUUCAUCGGCCGUACGCACGGCACGACAUUCGACGAGGAGAGCGGCUUGUACAGUGCGGGUCCCAUGCUCAUGAUUAGCGCGUGCGCUUGCCUCGUGGCUGCUGUUAUCCUGAGCGCAUCGGUAACACUUCUGUCGCUGCCCCAUCUAGACGAUAUACCAAGGGUAGCUGGGUUUAUCGCGAUCGUCUGCUCGGGGGCGAGUAUGGUGUCGGCGGUCCUAGCGCUGUUCCGAUACAAGACGGAGAUGGAUAGGACUGUCUACUACCUUGGUGGAGAGGGGAUGAUGGUGCUGUCGAGGCGAAGCGUCAUUUUCUCGUUGCCUCUCGUCUUCCUAGCGUGGGCUAUUGCGGCCUUCAUGACUGGGAUCACUCUAUACUCCUUCCGCGGCGCGUCGGUGGCCAACCGCGGCCAGAUCACUCAACCCUUCGCCCCAUAUACACACUGGGCCGUCGUCGGCACGCUAGGGGCGAUUGGCGGCAUGUUGACCAUUGCCGCUGUUUUCUCUCGCCGUUGA
This is a messenger RNA of Dichomitus squalens LYAD-421 SS1, 918 nucleotides long. RefSeq lists its product as uncharacterized. The record is from RefSeq and is a predicted model, not a curated record. Lineage: Eukaryota; Fungi; Basidiomycota; Agaricomycetes; Polyporales; Polyporaceae. The coding region runs from base 1 to 918 and encodes 305 amino acids. The transcript is spliced from 5 exons.